Molecule: messenger RNA, 853 nt
Organism: Onthophagus taurus
Lineage: Eukaryota; Metazoa; Arthropoda; Insecta; Coleoptera; Scarabaeidae
Source: RefSeq, a predicted model, not a curated record
AAAAUAAAUUUUUAUCUGUCGUUUUGGACAGUGGCGUUUGAUCAGGAUUGUGUUUUAGUGAAUAUUACUUAAAUUAUGGCCCAAAAUGUUAAUCCUUCUUAUGAACAACAACCCAGCAGUGUUAAACAAAGCGACGAGAGUAAUAGAUUUACUACAGAUAACCACGCAGUCACGAAAAGAUUACAUAAAGAAUUGAUGACUUUAAUGAUGUCUCAAGACAAAAGCGUUUCAGCUUUUCCUGAAGGCGAUAAUUUAUUUAAAUGGAUUGGAACUAUAAUGGGCCCUAAAGACACGGUUUAUGACAAUCAAAAAUACAAACUCAGUUUACAAUUUCCACAAGCCUAUCCUUAUUCAGCCCCUUUAGUAAAAUUUAUCACACCUUGCUUUCAUCCCAAUGUAGACAACAGCGGUAACAUUUGUUUGGACAUUCUCAAGGAUAAAUGGUCGGCAUUGUACGAUGUACGGACAAUAUUGUUAUCAAUACAAGCUCUUCUUGGUGAACCCAACAUUAGUAGUCCACUUAAUUCGACCGCAGCAGAAUUAUGGAAAAAACAGGCGCAGUACAAGAAACAUGUGGAUGAUACUUAUAAAGAGGUUUAAAUCAAAUAAUUAGGAUUGUAAUUUUUUUUUUAUUUAUAAACGACGAUUUUAACGAUUCUUUUUAAUUAAUUUUGUUUUUUUGGGUUGUAUUAUUUUUUUUUGCUCAGCACCACUGUGUUCAAUUAGUUCAGUAUAUGUUUAUUAAUGUGACAAUGUUUCAAGAAGAAUGAUUUUGAAGUGUUUAUUCUUUGGUAUGGUGGGUGCGAUUUAUACAGAUUUUUUUUUUCAAUAAAAAUAAAGAAAUUAAUUAUAA